Messenger RNA from Bacidia gigantensis, 738 nucleotides. It is a transcript of the gene PUP2, whose product is annotated as proteasome component pup2. The record is from RefSeq and is a predicted model, not a curated record. The coding region runs from base 1 to 738 and encodes 245 amino acids. NCBI's taxonomy places the organism in Eukaryota, Fungi, Ascomycota, Lecanoromycetes, Lecanorales, Ramalinaceae. The transcript has 4 exons. Gene Ontology annotation, biological process: proteasome-mediated ubiquitin-dependent protein catabolic process. Gene Ontology annotation, cellular component: nucleus; proteasome core complex, alpha-subunit complex; proteasome core complex.
AUGUUCAUAGCAAGGUCGGAAUAUGACCGGGGGAUCAACACAUUUUCCCCCGAAGGCCGCCUUUUUCAAGUUGAAUACUCUCUCGAGGCCAUCAAGCUCGGAUCCACAGCCAUCGGAAUAGCCACCUCACACGGCGUCCUUCUAGGCGUAGAGAAACGUGUCACAUCCACCCUCCUCGAGACCUCCUCAGUCGAAAAGAUCGUUGAGAUAGACCGGCACAUCGGGUGUGCGAUGAGCGGAUUGCAAGCUGAUGCCAGGUCAAUGAUUGAACACGCAAGAGUAGAAAGCCAGAGCCAUCAUUUCAAUUACAAUGAAAAGUUGGGAGUGGAAAGCUGUACGCAAGCGAUAUGUGAUUUGGCUUUGAGGUUUGGGGAGGGUGCUGAAGGAGAAGAGAGUGUGAUGAGCAGGCCGUUUGGGGUUGCUUUGUUAGUAGCCGGCGUGGAUGCUGAUGGGCCACAAUUGUACCAUGCAGAGCCGUCAGGGACGUUCUAUCGAUAUGACGCGAAGGCUAUAGGGUCAGGUAGCGAAGGAGCACAGGCAGAGCUUCAGAACGAAUUUCACAAAUCUUUAACGUUAGAAGAGGCCGAGGUAUUGGUGCUGAAGACGCUAAAGCAAGUGAUGGAAGAGAAGCUGGAUAGUAAGAACGUGCAGCUGGCAAGUGUGACAAAGGAUAAAGGCUUCAGAAUCUACGAGGAUGAGGAGAUGAAAAAAGUAGUCGAAAGGUUACCAUCAAAUUAG